This is a messenger RNA of Hyaloscypha bicolor E, 1343 nucleotides long. RefSeq names its product L30e-like protein. The record is from RefSeq and is a predicted model, not a curated record. NCBI's taxonomy places the organism in Eukaryota, Fungi, Ascomycota, Leotiomycetes, Helotiales, Hyaloscyphaceae. Gene Ontology annotation, cellular component: ribonucleoprotein complex. Gene Ontology annotation, biological process: ribosome biogenesis. The coding region runs from base 432 to 1067 and encodes 211 amino acids. The transcript has 2 exons.
CGACAACUUCUCCGACAAAUCGCUGCAUCAACAGCCAGCGACUCGAUCAAGAUGGUAAGCUGCUGAUUAUAUUCCCAUGAAGUGAUACAUCUCGCCACCGCUCUCGUACCUCUACGAGCAAUCGCAGGUCGAGAUGCAUUCCAUCAUCUACCCGAGGGUGUUGAUGAAGAUUGGCUUGAGCUACAUCUGUGCAAAUAUGCCAGUGUAGUCUCUUUAGAGUUCAAAGAAGAUAAUUAGUGAACAUAUUCGCUGAUUGCUUCUUUUCUCAAUGAUAGCCUCCCAAAGCCGGAAAGAAGGCUGCCCCAGCCCCAUUCCCCCAGUCGAAAGCUGGUGCGGGAUCAAAGAAGGCCCCAAAGAACCCUCUCAUCGAGAAGAAGACCCGUAACUUCGGCAUCGGCCAAGACAUCCAACCCCGACGAAACCUCUCGCGCAUGGUGAAGUGGCCCGAGUACGUCCGCCUGCAACGCCAAAAGAAGAUCCUCAACCUCCGUCUCAAGGUCCCACCCGCGAUCGCCCAAUUCCAAAAUGUCCUCGAUCGCAACACCGCUGGCCAAGCUUUCAAGCUCCUGAACAAGUACCGACCUGAGAGCAAGUCCGAGAAGAAGGAGAGACUGUUGAAGGAGGCUACCGCCAUCAAGGAGGGCAAGAAGAAGGAAGAUGUCAGCAAGAAGCCCUACGCCGUCAAGUAUGGUCUCAACCACGUCGUCGGUUUGAUUGAGAACAAGAAGGCUGAUUUGGUCCUCAUCCCCAACGAUGUUGACCCAAUUGAGUUGGUCAUCUUCAUCCCAGCUCUCUGCCGAAAGAUGGGUGUCCCGUAUGCCAUCAUCAAGGGGAAGGCCAGACUCGGCACGGUCGUCCACAAGAAGACCGCUGCUGUUCUUGCUUUGACCGAGGUUCGAUCGGAGGACAAGACUGAGCUGUCCAAGCUGGUCCAGGCUAUCAAGGAGGGUUACAGUGAGAAGUACGAAGAGGCGAAGAGACACUGGGGCGGUGGUAUUAUGGGUGCCAAGGCCGUCGCUCGGACCGAGAAGAAGCGCAAGGCUCUUGAGAGUGCUAUCAAGAUCUAAAUGUGUUCUUGGUAGGGCUAUCUUCCUUGGCGUUUUCUUGACAUUAUGGUAUGGCAGGGAUUGUCGCUAGGUAGCAAAAAUGAACUGAAUGAUACCAUACCCCUGAGCUUCUUGUUAGCUGGUGCAACUUCCUUGUCAGAUUCAUCUCUCAAUCAUGAUCGCAGUUAUGAAAGCAGCUUCUGGACGCUUUGGUUCUAAAUCAACCGCCAAGAAAUAUCCGCAAUGCUCAUACUCGCUUGGAGCAACGAUAGCCCUUUCCUCUGCCCAGCCUCACCA